Molecule: messenger RNA, 1866 nt
Organism: Mytilus trossulus (common blue mussel)
Lineage: Eukaryota; Metazoa; Mollusca; Bivalvia; Mytilida; Mytilidae
Product: neuronal acetylcholine receptor subunit alpha-3-like
Exons: 6
Coding region: 445-1722 (425 amino acids)
Biological process (GO): signal transduction; nervous system process; regulation of membrane potential
Cellular component (GO): neuron projection; plasma membrane; synapse
Molecular function (GO): excitatory extracellular ligand-gated monoatomic ion channel activity; transmitter-gated monoatomic ion channel activity involved in regulation of postsynaptic membrane potential; transmembrane signaling receptor activity
Source: RefSeq, a predicted model, not a curated record
UUUAAAUUAAGUAAAUUCGUAACAACUGGAAGACUUCACGUUCAUAUGGUGUUAUUGAAGUUUCUAUUUUAUGAUUCAAUUGAGGAUUGAGAUUUAGUACAGUUACCCUAUAUAACAACAUUGCUUUAUGUCGAUUCAUGAUAAAAUAAAACGAUCACAAAGUCAACUGAGUUAAGUGGAUGUUUGCCGUUGAUGUUUUUUUUCUAAUUAAACCGUAAUUAUUUUGUAAUUCAAUCGUCAUUUUUUUUUUAAUUAUAUUUUAAAUGACAUUGACUUUUAUUUUGUCCGCGUUUAUACAACUGCACAAUGAUUCCAUCGAAAGGGAGAUACAGUUGUACUGGUGCUAGAUGUUUUCGAUUUAAAAUAAUUAUCAACUAUUGUAUUGAGAUAUUAUAUUAUAGAUUACAGAUUACUGGGUUAGCUGCUUAACCCUUUAACCGGAAGAUGACAUGUUAUACAUUGUGGUGGACAAAAAGAGGAAUUUUGUUUUUCUUUUGUUUCAUAGAUUUAUUGAAGCUGUCGACAUCGUACAGUGUUAGUGAUGCCAAUACUAUCCACGACUUGUUAUUCAACCAAUCUGGUUACAAAACAUUGGUACUACCAGACUUCCCGGUUAAUGUUAGUGUAGAAUACAACUUGCUGACUGUUAAUUCAUUGGAUCUGAAGUCACAGACAUUGUCUACAUCAGGAUGGUUUACCGUGGUAUGGAAUGAUAGCCGCCUGACCUGGACAAAAUCAUCCUAUGGAAAUAUUGAAUAUAUAUAUGCAACAGAAGACAUAGUAUGGCAUCCUUCAUUGAUUGUGCAGAAUUCUAUUUCAGAAUUAAGUAGUCUUGGUGAGGAUACGACAGUCCGCAUACAAAAUAACGGAGAAGUACGAUGGGAACUACCCGCCGUUUUGUCUACAUCAUGUGACAUGGACGUCACUUACUUCCCUUAUGACAGUCAAAUUUGUGACAUAGAAGUAGCUAGCUGGGGAUUUCACACAGAAGCUGUUCAGUUAACAUUCUUGAAAACGAAUCUGAAUUUACAAGACUAUAGAACAAAUGGCGAAUUUGACCUUGUAGCAACUUCUCAGCACUCAUCAGAGUUAUUAGAAGACGGCCUGGCGUAUUCGGAACUUUUGUUCCGAAUAGUGUUUGAGAGACUUCCGGGUCAUUAUAUAAUGAGCGUUAUAUUUCCAGUUAUCGUUACUGCCGUACUAACAUCCGUUACGUUUAUUCUACCUGUUGAAUCCGGAGAAAAAGUCGGAUAUAUUCUGACAGUUUUGCUUGCUCUGGCUGUUUUAUUGACGUUAUUUGCAGACAACAUGCCUACAACUUCAAAACAUACAUCAGUUCUGGUGGUCUUUCUCACCGUUACAUUGGGAUUUGCUUGUGUUGCGAUUAUCGUUACAAUAUUAAUCAUACGACUAUAUCAUGAACCAGACCACUAUAUUGCCCCAAACUGGGUUCAUACGUUGGUAAGAACCUGUCGGAAGUCACGAUGCGGCCCUAAAAGUAUAAACCAUCUUGAAAAAAGUGCAGUCACUGAAAAUAAACCACCGACAGACAUGUCUAACUGGAACGACAAAGACAGUAAUUUAGACAAUAUUAAACCGUUCACACCGUACAGCAACAAGGAAUUAGCAGAAUUCUUAGAUAACUUCUUUUUUGUGUUUUUUACAGUUUUAUAUAUUUUGGUAACCCUUUGUUUCACAAUAACACUGAGUGUCGCAGAAUGAUAGAAAAAGACAAUAAAAUACGAAGCAUGUUUCAGUAAAACGUCAACAUAGUUUUAGCAGCUACUACUAUUAUUUCUACAGGUUAGAUAAUGUUCAUACAGCUAUUCAAUAUUAAAUAGCAUAAAUUGUAAUGCAUCUAUAAAA